AAAAUAUAAAACAGUUUAACGUAACAUUAUGGUAUGUCAUAAACUACCGAUCAGUAAGUUAAUAUUUUCAAAUUUUCCCUUUUUUGUCUCUCUCGUAGCUUAAGUUCUAACAGUGAAUUUUAAAAACGCGAAAAUGAUUGCCACACAGAUAUUUUGUUCUAUGAUUGUUUUAAUUUCUUCAGUACAUUUUAUAACUUGUCCAUCUGUUUCUAAUGGUGGUGCAACGAAACCAGAUAUGGGAAAAUUUGCAGUUGUAAAUAAUAAAUCAGAUACUACUACAGAAUCUCAAAUUGAAGAAAAAAUGGAUCAAUCAAAUCUAGAGAAAAAAUCAACCAUUGGGCAUGUGAUAUCAAAAUCUUAUAGUGCAUUCUUCUGGCCUAUAAAGAAAUCAUGGAAUAUUUUCAAAGGGUUUAUAUCGUUACCCCGAAAUAUAUUUCUAAGAAACAAAGAAGUGAAAGGAGGAAUUAAUAAUAUUAAUUUUGAUGAUUAAUAUUUCAACUAUUUACUAUAUUAAAAUCGGUAUCGUUUAAUAAACCUAAAAAAAAAUAAUAGUUUUCUUUAUGAUUAUCAAUUUUUCACUUGUUUACAAUAAAUUACAUAAAAAAUCUUAAAAAAUUGUACUGAAUAUAAAAUUAGAUUCAUCUUGAAUAUGUGUAUGAUUAUAACUGUGAAAAUCAAUUUAUUUAUAUAAUAUUAAUAUGGUUAGAUUAAUAUCGACGCAUCAACGUCAAUGCAUCAUCACACUGCAAAUUAGAUCUAAUAUAUAUAUGGGUCAGUAAUCAGCAUCACCUAUAUUUGUCACUGACCAACUGGCGUACACAUACAAACACAUACAUCUGGUAAAGACUAUUUAAGUUGUGUGUGCACAUUGUACAGUGAAUUAUACUUUAUACUUUUAAAAACAAUCAAUUAUAGUUAAAUAUUGUUCCGUAUCGAUAAGCAUGACACGAACUCCGUCGUAUUUUGGUAAACGUUUUUGAUAUAACAAAGCAUUUAGUUAGUUUUCCCCGUGUUUUUUUUUUUUAUAAUUAUGGGGCACUAAAAAAACGAAAAAUACAGAAUGUAAUUAUCAUUUAUGAAAUAAGUCUACUUAUUAUUAAUUAUCAAUGUUAUUCCACAGUAUAAAUUGGUUUAGUAAGAGUUGAAUAUUUAAACAGUUAAUUUUGUAUUAAUGAAUUUUAUUCCCAUUUAACCAGUAAAGAAUUAAGUUUUAAUUAUAAUUAAUAAGUAUAAUAAUGCAUUACUUAAUUUGUAGGGCAAUUUUUCACAGCAAACAAAAUCAAAAACUAAAUAUUGCUUUAGAGUUUGAAAAGAUAACAAUUAACGACAUUGAUAACAAAAUAAAAUAGUUUUAUCAACUAUAUUAAUAAUUUUAGUAUCGUAUCACUUCACCAGUUCAUAAAAAAAAAAACAUUCUACUUUAAAUAUUCAGUAUUGCUAUACCACUGAUGAGGUGCCUACACACUGCAAGGGUAGCGUUAAAAUGAGUUCGGUUACAAUUUUACCACCACCGCUGAUACAAAAGAAUUUUACCGCCGCUGAAGUGUGUGAGGACUUUUAAAGAAAUAAUUGUGUAAAAACCAAAGUCACUGCGUAUUAUCAUUGAUUAUAUAUAAUUUAUUCUGAAAGUGUCACUAAUGAGUGGCUGCUUUCCUCAAAAAUUUCACGUAUUUUGUAUAAAUGUUAUUAAGGAUUUAAUGUAUUUUAUUUUAAUAAUUUCUAUAUAACUAAUCUGUUUCACAUCUACUUAUUGUGCCAAAGUGGUAGAGAUUGUAGAUUGCAUUUAAAAAUAAAAGAAAAAAAUAUAUAAUAUAUAGUAUUUAUUAUAUAUUAUUAUAGUAUAUUAUAUAAUAUAUACUAUAUAAGAGUAUUCAAAGGCGGGUCCAGGGGGGGGGCACUAGGAGCAAGUGCCACCACCGUUGGAAAAAAAUAAUGUUAAACAUUUUUUUUGGUGAUUCUUAAUGUUUUAUUUAUUUUUUAUUGUUAUAAGGUCUUCUCACAAAUUUAUUGUUUUUAUUAAAUAUUGUGUGUGGAAUCGAAAUUUGGCUAUGUUAUAUUAUUUUAUUGUGUACACGCAAAUUGUCACAAUUUAAUACCUAUAUAUAAAUUAUUUAUCCGUUCAUUGAAAGUCAGAGGGCCAUUAUCUGUAUUUUAAUUGUGGCUGUUAUUAUUUUUAAUAUAUCAUAAGUAUUCAAACUCACCGUAAUCCUGAUUCUCAAUAAAUUGAUUUAUGUAUACUUAUUUACAAAAUGUGAUAUACUUAAAUAAGAUUAAAUUCAAAAGUGUUUUCUGGAUUGUAAUAAUUAAUGAUUUUCAAAAACAAAAAUAAUAUUAUAUUAUAUAUACUUACUUAAUUUUAAAAAAUCACGGUUCAUCUAAUCAACUUAGUUAUAAAAUUCAUGGUACCAGAAAAUUCGGAGCCCAGUUUACAAUUAACGUUUUUAUUAUCUAUCUGACAUUACCGAGCUUUGUUUAUGCAAUCACCAACGCGUGAAACCAUUCCUACCUCAUGUAAUAUAUUAUAUUAUUAUUGUCAAUGUCAUUUUUUUUCUAUUGAAGUCGGAAAUGUGUUUUUAUUUAAGCUAUAUUACGCACUAUUAUUCAAUAGAUCUAUUUUUAAUAUACAAUUAUUAUCAUUGACGGUAAAGAGAACAAAAUAUUUGAAUAGAUGUAAUUCAUGUAAUUAUAUCUAUGUUCGCUGUAUAAUGUAUAAGACAAAUAAUGAUCGAUUUGAAAUGUUUUUAAAACAUUUGCUUUCUUUUUAUCAUACCAUGUAAAAUGUGGAAGUAAUAAUGUAAACAAUAUAAUAUAGAAUACAAUAAUAUUAUAUAAAUAAUUGUAUAAAUUACAGCUUUUGAAGUUUAAAAUUGUUUAACAAUAAUUGUUAUUGUCAUUGUCAACCUACCUAACAUGAAUUCCUAACUAAACAAAAUUAUUAGAAAUCUAAUAAAUUGCCAUCAUUCAUCGUAGUAUCAAACAGUUUCACAAAAACGUAAGCAUUGGCGCCUACAUUUGUACACUAUAUUAGACAAAAUCAAAAUGACUUCAAUUUUUAUGUCAGCGUUUGCGUUGUUAGUAGUGGUCCAAUGCAUUACUUGCUUAGAAAAAACAGGCACAAAUGUUGGUGCUACCAAACCUAACAAGAGCUUGUAUAUUCAUAGAUCAGAAUCUCUGUCGAAUGAAGAAGUAAUGGCCGAAGAUACCAAAGAUAAUACAGCAGAACAAUCAAUGACAAAUCGCAUUCGCAGUAUAAUCACAAAGCCUGUUGAUCUAAUUACAAAUAUAUGGCCCAUAAGAGUUUUGAGUUCACUAAAAACAGCGGUGAACAUAUUCAAUCCACAAACAACAACAAAUGAUAAGCCUUUGAAAAACUAAACAUUAUAAUGAAUAGCAGUUUCACAUUAACAAUAUUUAUCAUAAUAAUAUAAAUUUUAUUGUAGUGAUUUGUUGGAAUCAUUAAAAUAUUACUUGUUAAAUAUAAACAAACAAAAAUA
Aphis gossypii (cotton aphid) is the source of this 3494-nucleotide messenger RNA. RefSeq lists its product as uncharacterized. The transcript is spliced from 5 exons. NCBI's taxonomy places the organism in Eukaryota, Metazoa, Arthropoda, Insecta, Hemiptera, Aphididae. The coding region runs from base 134 to 490 and encodes 118 amino acids. The record is from RefSeq and is a predicted model, not a curated record.